UUGUUUUAUUUUUAGCAUUGGAGAGGGUAUAUGUACUUCUAUCAAGCUCUGCUCUAGUCGGCAACAGGAAAUAGAAGAAAAACUCAUCGAGGAAGAAACAGCACGAAGAGUGGAAGAAUUGGUGGCAAAAAGGGUAGAGGAAGAAUUGGAGAAAAGGAAGGAUGAAAUUGAGCGCGAAGUUCUCCGAAGGGUGGAGGAAGCCAAACGCAUCAUGGAAAAGCAGUUGCUCGAAGAACUCGAGCGACAGAGACAAGCUGAGCUUGCAGCACAAAAAGCUAGAGAGGAGGAAGAACGCGCAAAACGUGAGGAGCUAGAGCGAAUACUAGAAGAAAAUAACCGAAAAAUUGCAGAAGCACAAGCCAAACUGGCUGAAGAACAGUUGAGAAUUGUUGAAGAACAAAGAAAGAUUCAUGAGGAAAGGAUGAAACUAGAGCAAGAACGGCAACGGCAGCAAAAAGAAGAACAAAAAAUUAUCCUGGGCAAGGGAAAGUCCAGACCAAAACUGUCCUUCACAUUAAAAUCCCAGGAUUAAAUUGCAAACUCUGAACUUUUUACAAAGAAAAAAUGGAAGAACUUUGUAUGGUAGCUUCAUGUUGAAGUGUUUCUUUUUGUUUUAUUUUUUUUAAAUUUGGAAAAUCUGGAAAGUUAGCUUGUGCUAAUAGGGGCUAUGCUCUGCAAUCCCUUUUAUCCCCCUAAUUUCCAUUGUCAAAUCCUUAUCAGAUCAUUGCUGUCUUCUAAAGAAAGUGGUGCAUUUUCCAGCUGUGGGUUCUGUGCUGUGGUCUGCAGAAGAGAUCACUGUGCACUGAGAUGGUCUGAUAAGGUUUUUACUGACCCGCUCCACUGACCUCAGAGUUACACUCUGUGUAAACAUCACGAUGCUGGUUCUGCUGACUUUUUGUUUUUUUAUAUAUUUAUAAAAAAAUAAAAAGUUGGCCCUUGUACUGGAGAAUUCCCGGUUGUUACUGACCUGUGUGGUGCGCUGGUAGCUAACCCGUGUCCGUGUGGCACUGCUCUCGGUGAUCCCGAUUCAGGUAAG
This is a messenger RNA of Fukomys damarensis (Damara mole-rat), 1036 nucleotides long. It is a transcript of the gene Arglu1, whose product is annotated as arginine and glutamate rich 1. Bases 212 to 532 code for a protein of 106 amino acids. The transcript is spliced from 4 exons. The record is from RefSeq and is a predicted model, not a curated record. Gene Ontology annotation, cellular component: mitochondrion; nucleoplasm. NCBI's taxonomy places the organism in Eukaryota, Metazoa, Chordata, Mammalia, Rodentia, Bathyergidae. Gene Ontology annotation, molecular function: cadherin binding.